Molecule: messenger RNA, 1268 nt
Organism: Ceratosolen solmsi marchali
Lineage: Eukaryota; Metazoa; Arthropoda; Insecta; Hymenoptera; Agaonidae
Gene: Mettl4
Product: Methyltransferase like 4
Exons: 7
Coding region: 153-1268 (371 amino acids)
Biological process (GO): methylation
Cellular component (GO): nucleus
Molecular function (GO): nucleic acid binding; methyltransferase activity
Source: RefSeq, a predicted model, not a curated record
UUUCUUCUUUUAUUAACAUCGUGCUUGCUUAAUGCUAAUCUCGAAAUUGCUCAUUAAAGCUUCGAGCAAUCUCGGCUUAAAUGUCCACUAAUUACAUGAAAUAGCAGCAAAUUUAUCUUUGUGUUAUUAAAUAUUUAAUAAGGCGAUACAUCAUGAGUAUUUUGUUCGAUUCUGACGAUGGAUGGAUAAUUUCUCAUCUCGAUUACUUGAAUAAAAUCUAUGAAAUAGUGGAAGACGAACAGCAAAAUAAAGUAUUAAAUUUCAACGAAAGUCUUUUUAAAAUAAACACACAAUAUUUACGCCAAAAUCAAAUAGAUAGUUUUAAGAAAAAAGAUGCCAAUGUUAAUUCUUUAAAAAAAAGAAGGAAAAAAAAAUCACAAAUACUUCCAGAAGAUAUUUUAAAAGAGAAUAAUGUUGUGAGAGAAAUUGGUUUAAAGCUUCUAGAUAAGGCAAAGAAUCUAAAAAUAUUUACAAAUACAAUUUUAGAUAAUAAUGAAGAAUCAAGAUUAGCAUCUAAACAAUUUUACUUAAGUAAAUUACAACUGAAUUAUAAUUUUCAUGGAAGUAAUCGUAAAGAAAUUGCCACUAUUGCUAAAUUUCAAAAUGAAAAAUAUGUUUUUCCUAAAAAUAGUGAAUUUUAUUGUUAUGAUAUUCGAGAGAUAACUAAAAAAUUGAAUAUAAGUAAUCGUUUUGAUUUAAUAAUUUUGGAUCCACCCUGGUGGAAUAAAUCGAUAAGAAGAAAAAGAAUAAAAUUUGAAGAAAGCAGCUACAAAAUGAUAUAUAACGAAGAACUUGCCAAUAUCCCUAUUAAAAAUCUAUUGCAUCCUUUUGGAAUCGUUGCUGUCUGGUGUACAAAUUCUUCUAGUCAGCUAAAAUACAUUUUAGAUGAAUUAUUUCCAUCUUGGAAUAUAGUAUUUAAAGCAAAGUGGUAUUGGCUUAAGGUAACCCAAAAUGAUGAAACAAUUUGCAAUUUUAACGAUUCACAUGGAAAACAACCGUACGAACAGCUUGUAUUUGGGGUUUGUUCUUCAAACAUUAACUGCAGCCUGCCCGAUAAGAAAGUUAUAGUGAGCGUUCCAAGUGCAGUUCAUUCGCACAAGCCACCUCUUACAGAAAUCUUGAAAAAUUUCUUAAAAGAAAAGCCCAAAUGUAUGGAAAUAUUUGCUAGAUAUCUAUUACCAGAUUGGACUAGCUGGGGCUUAGAAGUUUUAAAAUUUCAACAUUUAUCGUUAUAUUCUAUUAUAGAAACGAAAAAUAUUAUCAUUUGA